Molecule: messenger RNA, 8168 nt
Organism: Sphaerodactylus townsendi
Lineage: Eukaryota; Metazoa; Chordata; Lepidosauria; Squamata; Sphaerodactylidae
Gene: IQSEC1
Product: IQ motif and Sec7 domain ArfGEF 1
Exons: 16
Coding region: 616-4341 (1241 amino acids)
Biological process (GO): regulation of ARF protein signal transduction; actin cytoskeleton organization
Molecular function (GO): guanyl-nucleotide exchange factor activity; protein binding
Source: RefSeq, a predicted model, not a curated record
AGGGCGCUGCAGUGACAGCAGCCACGAGUGGCGCUCAAGCCGGUAGUCAGCAGGCAGGCAGCUCCUCCCCAGAGCCGGAGAAGCGGCGCAACGCCCAGCAGGCAGUGGGCACUUUCACAAACUCUGCGCCGGCCCCUCCGCACCAGCGCAGUUACUGCGCGGAAAGAUCUGCGGAGGCGGAGGAGAGCGCGCCUGCGUGAAGAAGAGAGCGCCAGAGACUGAAGGAGCCGCCGAGGAAAGCGGCGGAGGUGAGGCGAAACUCACCGCGCGCCCCGCAGAGACUUUUCGGGGCUGUUGGGGGUGGAGAGGCCGGCGUGGCGGACGCCGCAGGAGGCGGGAGGCGGAAGCCCGCAGCCCGGAGUCGAGGCAGGCGCGGCCGGCUGGACCUCGGGCGCGGGACUCCCACGCACCCGGGCCGGGAGCUGCGGGAGGGCCCGUGGGCAAUGGCGGACCGGAGUCGGGGCAGCGAGGCGCUGCUCUGGUUCGCCUCCCCGGCCGAACAACGGGCUUGCUGAAGCGGAGCGAGACCGUCCCGGGACCGUCGCCUUCCUGCCCUCCGCCAAGCGGCGCCCCCCGUAGCCCAGGUGCGUGGAGGGCAACGGGGCUGGCGGGGCCAUGGAGAACCCGGCGGAAAACCCGAGCAAGGCUGCCGAGUACCUCAAGGAGCUCAACAAGAUCAUCGAGACGCAGCAGGAGCUGCUGGAGAAGCAGAAGCUGCGGAUUGACGAGCUCGAGCAGCAAGUGGCCAAGCUGUAUCACGAGAACGCCUGCCUGCGGGACGAGCACCAGCGGCACCUGGCCACAUGCAGCCUGCUCCUCCUGCAGCAGCAGCAACAGCAGCAGCAGGGAGCCCUUCCCGCGCCGCCGCGGGACGGCCAAGAGGACGCCAAGGAGGAAAAGUCUGAAGGAGACAGCUCAAGAAGCAUCAGGACCUCCUUGGAAACAAGAAGCAGUCUUUCAACUGAUCCAUUCAGCGUUGAGGGUGAAGCUCCUGGAAGUGAAACUGGCACAUCACUGGACAGCCCAUCUGCUUAUCAUCAAGGAACUAUAACUCACAGUUCAGCGCUAAGCCCAGACCAUUACGAUCAUUCUCCAUACGGGCUAUAUUCUAUCUCUCCUGGGCAGCAAAGGCCCCGGAGACCCAAGCUUCAGCAUUCAACAUCCAUUCUGAGAAAACAAGCAGAAGAAGAAGCUAUUAAAAGGUCAAGGUCACUUUCAGAGAGCUAUGAACUCUCUUCUGAUUUGCAGGAUAAGCAGGUUGAAAUGCUAGAACGGAAAUAUGGAGGCCGUCUCAUAACUAGACAUGCUGCCCGUACUAUACAGACUGCUUUUCGCCAGUAUCAGAUGAACAAAAACUUUGAGCGGCUUAGAAGUUCUAUGUCUGAAAAUCGUAUGUCAAGACGCAUCGUGCUGUCCAAUAUGAGAAUGCAGUUUUCGUUUGAAGGACCUGAAAAAGUCCACAGUUCCUAUUUUGAGGGGAAGCAAGUUUCUGUUACAAAUGAUGGGUCAAAGCUAGGGGCCCUUGUCCAAUCUGAAUGUAGCGACCUUGGUGAAUCAGCUACAAUGAAAUCUCCAGCAGCAUCUACUGACUUUGCUGAUGCCAUAACGGAACUAGAGGAUGCUUUUUCAAGACAAGUGAAAUCUCUUGCAGAGUCAAUUGAUGAUGCCCUGAAUUGUCGUAGCCUACACUCUGAUGAGGUACAGAUACCUGAUCAGGUCAGAAGUCGUGAAAUAGAGAGGGACAGUUGUCAAGUUAAACCAACAAGCCAUAAUGUUGAUCAUAGAAAACUUGAUGAAAUGACUGCAUCAUAUAGUGAUGUUACAUUAUACAUUGAUGAAGAAGAACUAUCCCCACCAUUGCCUCUUUCUCAACCUGUGGAUAGACCAUCUAGCACAGAAUCUGAUGUGAGGCUUCGGUCAAUAAACCCAUCGCAAGAGUACUGGUCUAUGACUCAUAAAGAUCAUAAGAUAGACACUGACACAAGCUGCAGGAGUACCCCUUCACUAGAAUCCCAGGAGCAAAGGAUGAGAAUGGAUCAUCUGCCUUUAUUAACUAUAGAACCUCCAAGUGACAGCUCAGUGGACUUAAGUGAUCGUUCAGAGAGAGGAUCAUUGAAGAGACAGAAUGCAUAUGAUAGAGGAAUUACUAGUCAGCAGGGUAGUCCAAAACACAUCUCACAUGGUAUCCCAACCAAGAUAAUAUCCCGAGAGGAACAGGAAACUAGACACAGGCCAAGGCCUAUUGAUAGCCACUUAGCUAUUAAUGGCACAGCAAAUAGGCAGAGCAAAUCUGAGUCUGAUUACUCUGAUGGUGACAAUGACAGCAUUAACAGCACUUCCAAUUCCAAUGACACAAUAAACUGCAGCUCAGAAUCUUCGUCUCGAGACAGCCUAAGGGAACAAACUUUGAGCAAGCAGACAUACCACAAAGAGACUCGCAAUAGCUGGGAUUCCCCUGCUUUCAGUAAUGACAUCAUCAGGAAGCGCCACUACAGAAUUGGACUGAACCUUUUUAAUAAAAAACCUGAAAAAGGAAUCCAGUACCUGAUUGAAAGAGGCUUUGUGCCAGAUACACCUGUUGGAGUUGCCCAUUUUCUUCUCCAGAGAAAAGGACUCAGCAGGCAGAUGAUUGGAGAGUUUCUUGGCAAUCGACAAAAGCAAUUUAACCGGGAUGUAUUAGACUGUGUAGUGGAUGAAAUGGACUUCUCUGCCAUGGAACUGGAUGAAGCACUCAGGAAAUUUCAAGCUCAUAUCCGUGUCCAAGGAGAGGCUCAGAAAGUAGAACGACUGAUUGAAGCUUUUAGCCAGAGAUACUGCAUUUGCAAUCCAGGCGUUGUGAGACAGUUCAGAAAUCCUGAUACCAUCUUUAUCCUGGCUUUUGCAAUCAUAUUAUUAAACACAGACAUGUAUAGUCCGAAUGUGAAACCAGAACGCAAAAUGAAGCUAGAAGAUUUUGUCAAGAAUCUAAGAGGUGUUGAUGAUGGCGAAGAUAUCCCGCGAGAAAUGCUUAUAGGAAUUUAUGAGAGAAUUCGAAAGCGGGAACUCAAGACAAAUGAGGAUCAUGUAUCUCAGGUGCAAAAGGUUGAAAAACUCAUUGUAGGAAAGAAACCGAUUGGAUCUCUACAUCAUGGACUUGGUUGUGUUCUCUCUCUACCACAUCGAAGAUUGGUUUGCUACUGUAGACUGUUCGAAGUUCCAGAUCCAAAUAAACCUCAGAAGCUUGGAUUACACCAGCGAGAAAUAUUUUUAUUUAAUGAUCUCCUUGUGGUUACCAAGAUCUUCCAGAAGAAAAAGAAUUCAGUCACCUACAGUUUUCGUCAGUCAUUUUCUCUCUAUGGAAUGCAGGUCCUCCUUUUUGAGAAUCAGUAUUAUCCAAAUGGCAUACGGCUCACAUCAGCUGUUCCAGGAGCAGAUAUAAAAGUUCUGAUAAAUUUCAAUGCACCAAAUCCUCAGGAUAGAAAAAAAUUUACAGAUGAUCUAAGGGAAUCUAUUGCAGAGGUGCAAGAGAUGGAAAAGCACAGAAUAGAGUCUGAGUUGGAAAAGCAGAAAGGUGUAGUGCGACCAAGUAUGUCUCAGUGUUCUAGCCUAAAAAAGGAGUCGGGCAAUGGAACGUUGAACCGAGCCUGCCUUGAUGACAGCUAUGCCUCAGGAGAGGGGCUUAAAAGGAGUGCACUCAGUAGCUCUCUUAGAGAUCUCUCUGAAGCAGGCAAGCGUGGGCGUCGCAGCAGUGCAGGAUCGCUAGACAGCAAUAUGGAAGGGUCCAUCAUUAGCAGUCCUCAUAUGCGCCGAAGAGCUACAUCAACCCGAGAGUGUCCAUCUCGCCCUCACCAGACUAUGCCUAAUUCUUCCUCACUACUAGGGUCCUUAUUUGGUAGUAAAAGGGGGAAACCUUCCCAAGGCCAUCUAGCACCUGGCCCGUCACAGCAGCCUCAGCACCCCCCCAUAAUUUCACAUCAGCAACACUCCCAGCAUUCUUCUGCAAUGCACCACUCAGGGUCAGUUGAAGGGCAGACCCAAGCACAAGUGCACACCCACCAUUCUCAGUAUUGUCAUAUGCAGAAUCCACCCCCUUAUCAUCACCACCACCACUAUCACCCACCCCAGCAUAUCCAGCACCCACACCAGUACCAUCACGUACCACAUUCCCAGCACAUAGUGCAUUCCCAGCAUUCCUAUAUGCCACACUCCCACUCACAGCAUUCCCAUGCUUCACAUCCACCAUUGCCCCCUCAUCACCCUGCACACUCUUCCCAUACUUCACAUCACCAUGGUCAGCCAGUUCCCCCUUCUACUUCAGCCAGCACUAAGUCCAAACACAGUGGCAUCAGCACAAUAGUCUAGAACCAAACUACCCUGCCAGUAACUGUAGCUCUAGACGUAACUGUAAAGGCACUUAGAGGAAGCAGAAGCAGCCUAUAAAACUGGAUUUUUCUUUUUUUAAAAAAAUCCAAGCCAGAAGAAACUUAUUUGACUCCUUUGGCCUUAAGGAUUCAAUAGAACAAUUUAUAGUAGCCUGAUCAAUGCUGGUCUUAUGGUUGAGCUCGGUGGUAACCUUCUCCCUCCUUUUCUCCAGUAGCCUUGAAAAAUAUGCUGCUUGCUGAAAACGUUAAGCUACCUUUUUUUCAUCCCUGUGACAAUUUUAAAUGCAUAAUGAAAAUAUAACCAACUCAAAAUAAAAGAAAAAAAAUGAAAUAGAAUAAAGUGUUGCAUUCUUGCUCCUUAAUUGUCAAUGGGCAAAAACAGUAGACCUCAUAUGGUUGAUGAAAAUACGUAAGUAAACUUUAUAUAAUAUAAAUAUAUAAAUAUAUACAUAUAUAUAUAUACUGUAUAGUUAAUGUUUAUGCUUAGAAGAAAACUUUUGCAAAGUUCACAAGCUAGCAAUAUAUACUUUACCAGGAAUUCCACUUACUGAUAGAAAGACAGUAUAAUAGAUGAACAGUGUAAGAAAAUGUAGACCAAAAACUAUAACAAAUUCCAGGCAUUUCAGUGUUCUCAUUAAAAAGUUCUCUGGACUUGGAAAUAAAUCUCUAAGCAAUCACUGCAAAACGUGCCAAGUACCAUAGCAUUUAGCUGCUGUAGUCCAAUAUUGCUUUGUAUAAAUCUUUAUUUUAUUAACAUGAUAAUAUACUUAGUCAGUAAUGUAACUACUCAGCUAUUUCAAGUAAGCAAACUCUAGUUAAGAUGCAGUAACUAUACAGUAGCAACUUGAGGCAACUUUACUUGUGGUUGCCUCUAAAUUUUGGUUACUCGAAAUCUUAGACACUUUAAAGGCUGUGAUAACUGUGAAUUUACACGAUCCACAUUUCUUUUAUAUUCACAUAUAUUUUAAUAAAAUACACAUGAAGAAUUAAGUGAAAAGUACUUGCAUACUCCACCUAAACAUUCAUCUCAGACCUUAAAAUAAUACAUCCAUCCUUCUCAGCUACAUUGCCUCUUUAACAUAACUUCCUCUGUUUAACCCAAUUAAAACACUGCAGUUCAGAUUUUUUUAGUGCUCUGAAACUUGAAGGUUUAUUUUAGUAUUGAGUAUAGAUUUUUAUAACUGUAAUUCCAUGUAGGCAUGUGCUGGUGGCAGGAUUUCUUCACCAUUAUUCUCAUCACAUGUGUUAGUUUUACCCAGCACUCAGCAGGCUGAGUCUAUGCUCAAACUGUCAUAGUCCAGUUAGUCGCAAGAUGUCACGUAAACUCCAACUGUGCUGUUGUUGCUUAUGUGUUGUACCCGAGUCAUUUGCAAGUCCGUAUGAGUUUUUUUUAAUUCCCAAAAUCUAUUUUCUAAAAAAAAAAAUUAUACAUGGAGCAUACUUUGUAGUUUCAGCAUUUUGAACCACAUCAGUCACAAGGACUGUACACCUAAAUGGCAGAAACAAAAGGAACCGCAGAACUGCACCAGCUGAAUUGUGGACAUGGCUUAAAAGAAGAAGGAAAAAGUUCCAGUGAGAGAUGGGUAAAACUACAAAUUGACUGUUGCUUCUGAAUGUAAACAUGAUGUGUGAAGAUGACUUUACUCUUCUGGAUUAUUCCUAGCACCUCCGGCUUAGUUUUUCUUCCCCCACCCCCCUCCUUCAUUCUAUGAAUUAUACCAUGAGUACCAGCAAAACUAUAAACUAAGUAUUUUUGUUAAUUUCUAUAAAGCAAAAACAACCACCUAGAGUUUAGUCUGUUUAAAUGUGUCCUCUAUUUUUCACAUGUGCAAUACUUUUUCUGUUUGGUUUCUAUAAAUUAAUUUCACAUUAAUUGAAAGUAAAUCUUAAUGAUCAUACAGGCUGUUCUAAACUGUGCAGCUUUCCUUAUGAGGGCUAAUCUCAGCCCCCUGAGGCUCUGUUCCUUGCAGUUAAAAAAUCUUGUUCUUCUAAGGGAUAGUAGAACUGUCUGCAUGUCAUCUAAUGUUGAUACUGUUGAGGCUACACUCUAUGUAUUGUAUAUUUGCAAAUAUAUCAGUGUUACUAUUGAUAUUAGUUGAAGUAAAGUGAUAACAUAUUUAAAUAUGUAAGCUUUUCUUCAGACCUUUGUACCAAUAGCAGAGUCUAACUGUAAUUUAUAAGUUGUUCCAGAAAAGAUAAGACAGGGUGUGGGCAUUUUUUUCCUUCUUUAUUUUGCAUUAAAUAUGCUGUACAUCAAGCUGAAAGCCACAUGCACUGGAUAGUCAGGUUAUUUUGUAUUUAACACAUUUAUAUCUGCAGCACACACACACACACACACACACACACACACACACACACACACAACCUAUUUAUACCAGGGGUCUGCAACCUGCGGGGCUGAUGGGAUUUGUAGUCCAUCAACAGCUGGAGAGCCGCAAGUUGCAGGCCCCUGAUUUAUACUGUUUAUUUGGAUAGCAUACAGAAAUCCAUGGGAGAUUUUGUGCUGUUAUUACAUCACACAUGCUUACAUCAGAUAUUUACACUUGUACUUUGAUGCAACGUAUUCAUAUACUAAGACUCAAAUUGGGUUGAGAAGCCUGUCUUCCUGUAUAUAUAUGGGGAACAUAUAAGAGCAAUCCAAACAUAUCUAAGACUUUGUUCCUAGUUUUGCUAUAAUUAUUUUCAACUAUUACGUCCUGUUGUGAGCAUUCAGUUUCAGAAUUUCAUUGCUUCUUUAGGAGAACACUCUGAUGUUUCAGACUACGUUCUGGACAGCCAGCAAGAAAUGAAAGUGAUCAUUAUCAAUGUCUAUGCAUUGUUGGAAAAAAUACAUCUUCUAGCAUGGAACAAAAACAGAUAUUGAAUGGCUUUUGUUAGGAUUUAUUGAUUAAAAACCAGCACAAAGCACUAUUGAAUUAUGUGUCAGCCUUGUCAUUUAAUAGUGUGGCUAGUUGAAAGCAACACAAGCUACACUAUUAAAUCAAGGAAAGACUAAAAGACCUUGCAAACAUAUCUUUUCUGGGACAAUAGUUAAAUAUGUAUUUGUUUUAAUCCUUUUUAAGUUAAGAAUGAAAUGUACAACAAUGUAAAAAAAAAUAAUCCUAAUAUAAUGUACAUGUCUUGUAUUGCUAAAAAGAAGUCUUCAAGCAUAACAUUGUAGAAUGAUUUUCCCAUCAAGCACUGCAUGCAGCAGAAGCCUCUUGUUUCUUGAUUUAAAAAUGAGCUGAGGUACAGUCAGCAGCUAUUUAAACAAUGACUCUCUACAUGUUGACUUGCUGUUCCAUAUAAAGCUGUGCAUUUUCUGCAGUUAAGCAUGCGUUUUGCUGUUUUCGUUGUAAGAUAUCAUCACUUCUUGCCUGCAAAAUGAGUAACUGUGUAUAUAAUCCAAGGGGGGAGGGUGACCAAUAAUAAGUUAAAAAUUGAGGGAGGGAGAAGAGUAGGACCAAGUGGGGGAAUAGUUAAUUCUCUAAAUUGUACAUAGAGUGUAAAUUAGUAUUAAUACAAGUCUGCAGUCAAUUUCAGGUUGCAUAUAGUACCUGUCCCCUGCUAGGAACUUAAUUCAAGCCUUGAGUUAUAUUAAACUGUUGUAAUUAGGUCUUGAAUGCAGACUGUUAAAAGACUUCAAGAAACAUCAUGCUCACAAGAAGCUUCUGUUCUGGGAGGCUCAAGACCCAUUUUGUAACUCUUGGGAAGAAAGAAGUGCUUUCAUUUUAAUAUGCAUUGUUUGUAAGUAGUAUCAGACCUUCCUUAUCGUGUAAAACUAUAACUGUGACUAUGUGAAAAUUCAAAUAAAUCACUUUGAACUCA